AUGAACGAGCAUAUAGUUGCCCUUGGUGCAUUUGCAGCGUUUCUUUACCUUGCCGGUAAGUUGGGGCUAUUGUUGCUGAUUGUGAUGUGUGUUGGACUUAUGUAUUGUUCAAAAGACGUGGCUAACGGAGGAGAUAGUGUGAAGCGGCGUUCUAGAAGGGGGAACAAGUCCAAGGUGAUUCCGCCAUCUAUUACCAAGAUGAGGAAAGCGAAAGACGGGGAGGAGUUGUACACGGGGAGCCAGAAUCCACUUGGGGAGUCGCCAAUUUACAUUUUCUAUUCCUCCUUAACGGGGGCAUCUAAGCGUGUUGCAUUGCAGCUCUAUGAUACACUGAAUGCGAGCUUGGGUGCACCUUUGUCGUUGGUUGUGAAACUACUAUCAUUAGAUGACGAUGUUGAAGAUUUAGAUGAUUAUUUUCUCAAUGUCCCGAAAUUGGACAAGCCGCCAAUUUAUUUGUUGGUGCUUCCAUCUUAUGAAUCGGAUUCCCCCAUUGACUACUUCUUGGAGAUGUUGAGAGAGACUAGUACGGACUUUCGUGUCGACAAGUAUCCAUUACGUGCUCUGGCGGGAUACGCCGUGUUGGGAUUAGGAGAUUCCGAAUCAUGGCCCGAGUUAUUUUGUUAUCAGGGGAAGUUAGCUGAUAAAUGGCUGUCCAAGCUAGGAGGCCGCCGAGUUUUCCCCUUUGGGGAAUUGUGUGUCAAGAGCAGUAAUUUUAAAAAAUCUUGUGAAGAGUAUACUAAGAGAUUGGUUGAUCUUCUAUUAGACGAUGAUCCAUUUCUCUAUGAAGAAGAUGACGAUGACGAUGAAGAUGAAGAUGCAAGUAUGGAUGAGGAGCAGCUUGCAAAUUCAGACGAUGAUGGUAAUGGAGGUGGAAGUUCGGAUGAUGGUACUCUAGUGGACGUUGAAGAUCUGCAACGGAAUGAGAAGCGGGUCAACUUAGUCGACAAGAAAAAAAUGGUGGCGAAGGAUUCACCAACGUACAAGUCAUUGACUAAGCAGGGUUAUACUAUUGUUGGCUCACAUUCUGGUGUUAAGAUUUGUAGAUGGACCAAAUCAGCAUUGAGGGGGAGGGGGUUCUGUUAUAAGUUUGCAUUCUACGGUAUCAAUUCACAUCGGUGUAUGGAGACGACUCCAUCUUUGUCGUGUUCCAACAAGUGUGUCUUUUGCUGGAGACAUGGAACCAAUCCUGUUGGUACCACUUGGAGAUGGGAAGUUGACAAGCCGGAUAUGAUUCUCAAUGGUGCAUUAGAAGGUCAUUAUAAGAAGAUCAAGCAGAUGAGAGGGGUGCCUGGGAUUUUGAUUGAUCGAUUCAAUGAGGCGUUUAAGGUACGUCAUUGUGCAUUGUCUCUAGUUGGAGAACCGAUUUUCUAUCCUUAUAUCAACCAGUUCUUGGAGAUGUUACAUGACAAGGAAAUCAGUUCCUUUUUGGUUUGUAAUGCGCAGCAUCCAGACCAAUUGAGUACGCUAGGUAAGGUGACGCAGUUGUACGUCUCCAUUGAUGCACCUACCAAGGAGGAAUUGAAAGUUGUUGACAGGCCAUUGUUUAGGGAUUAUUGGGACAGACUGGAGAGGUGUUUGGACAUUUUGCGUACGGUGCAGAGUCACCAACGUACGGUUUUCCGAUUGACUUUGGUGAAGGGGUUCAACAUGAGUGACGAGAGUGUUGGGGGGUAUGCGGAUCUCGUUGAGAGGGGGUUGCCUGCUUUGAUUGAGAUCAAAGGUGCCACUUUUUGUGGAUCGAGUGAGGGCAACGGUAAUCCAUUGACGAUGCAGAACAUCCCCUUCUAUGAGGAGUGUGUCAAGUUCGUCAAGAGAGUCAACGAGGAGUUGAACAACCGGGGGUUGGAGUAUGGGCUUGCUUGUGAGCAUGCACACUCUUGCUGUUUCCUUAUAGCCAGUAAGAAGUUCUUAGUGGAUGACAAGUGGUACACACAUAUUGACUAUGAGAGGUUCUUCGAGUUGCUCAAGAGUGGGGAGAGUUUCGACAAGAUGGACUACAUCAGCGAGACUCCCGAGUGGGCGUACUUUGGCAGUGAGCAAGGUGGGUUCAAUCCGGAUGACACGAGGUGGAACCGUAAGGAGGAGAAGCUAAAGAAGAAGGCAGAGAGGGAAAGGGUAGCAGCAACAGCAACAGCAACAGCAACAACUGCCGUUGAUGUCGUUGUUGACGGUCCUAACUAA
Pichia kudriavzevii is the source of this 2181-nucleotide messenger RNA. RefSeq lists its product as uncharacterized. Gene Ontology annotation, biological process: wybutosine biosynthetic process. Gene Ontology annotation, molecular function: catalytic activity; FMN binding; 4 iron, 4 sulfur cluster binding. Bases 1 to 2181 code for a protein of 726 amino acids. NCBI's taxonomy places the organism in Eukaryota, Fungi, Ascomycota, Pichiomycetes, Pichiales, Pichiaceae. The transcript has a single exon. The record is from RefSeq and is a predicted model, not a curated record.